UACCUACUCCAACAGAUAAAACUUAAAAUUUGUUGCCUUUUCAAGUUUAGAAUCACAUUUCGUGACUAAUGCAAACCUAUCCGGGUAACUUAUUGACUAAAGUGGGGAAGAGAUCGGAAAGAUAUACUCAUAAAGAACUGAGAUUUCUCCUUGAAGAAGUUCAGAAGUAUCCGAAUAUUAUAGAAUCUCCAAACAGUCAUAGUGAAACAAAACAUAGAAAGUUUGUACUGUGGCAGCAUAUUUCAAAAAAAUUGCAAGGUGCAUUUCCUGAUUCUAGCCCGAAAUCUGCAGUACAGCUCAGAAAUUGGUGGAAACGAACCAAGAGCAGGGCUAAGCAGCGUCUUUCCUCCGGUUCUUUUACGGCAGAAAAGUGUAAGUUAACUGAAAAUAAUCCCACAGAAGUUCAAGAAAACAGUCGAGGGUAUCUAGAAGCAAUAUUUUCGGAAAUAUGCGAAUUCAGGCGUCAAAUUGUGGCUUCUUAUACGACAGAAAAAGAAGAUUCGGAAUUCACCAAAUUUUUAGAAGAAGCGUGCGAAGAUUACAGCGCUGAAGAUGAGGAAGUCGUAUGUGAAUCUUCAAAUUCCAGUUUCUUGGACAACAGUCAAUCAACAGAGUCAACCAGGGUUCUUUUAAAUGAAAACACUUCGUCUUUCGGAUGUAACUGUAGUAUAGAUUUACGAGAAGGUUGUCAAAUACAAAAUUUAAAUCCUAGAGAUAUUUGCAAAUACAAUGGUAUACCAUCGCAGAAUAUGUUUACGUAUGAUCCAGGCAAAAUUACGCCAGACACCUAUAAUACAGACGAAUCUAUGAUAAAAGAAGAUAAUACCAGUAUUUUGUUCAAUCAUAUUAUCACAAAUGUAGCGGCAAAUUUUUUUUCGAAUUACAAACAUGUAAUUGAGAAUUCAUCACUUUGUAAGAUGGGUGAUGCAUAUUGUUCUGAGAGCGGUACAUCGUAUAAAAAUGCUAGUGAAAGUAGCGGCGAUGUUUUGACAACAGGAUCAAACUUCGAUGGAAAUUCGUUUUCUUAUUUCACGGAUGCCUCUAAAAGCUUUGGAAUGUCAACAAAUGAGAAAAGUAUGUUUUACAUUCCCACAGUCUUAAACCCUGACAGUUCAUCAACACAAAAUGUGUCUAAAUCGUCUAGAAAGGUUAAUGACAGCCCUGAUUGUUCAUUGAUAUGGCUAGAAUUGAUGCAGAUCGAUAAUGAAAUUCUUAAGCUUAAAAAGCGGAAACUGGAUUUAGAGAUUACAAUCUCAGAUGACUGUCUUAAUAAUUAUUACAAAAAUUACAUGUAUCGUAAAUGUAAGACAUAAUAUAUUGGUGAAUGAAACUAUAAAAUACGAAGUAAUGUCAGCCAGUAUACCGAAAUAUACCACUAAAAUAAAUCACUUGUUUUGAUAUGCUGGUGUGGUUUUUGAGGUUGAAAUAUGGCCA
Molecule: messenger RNA, 1434 nt
Organism: Schistosoma turkestanicum
Lineage: Eukaryota; Metazoa; Platyhelminthes; Trematoda; Strigeidida; Schistosomatidae
Source: the annotation of a GenBank genome assembly